AUGCCUCACGCCGUCCGACUCCCCUCGUUCGACUUCUCUCCCGCCCAAGCCCCUCCCUCGUACCAGCAUAGACACAAGAUGCAGCUCCCUCUCCCGAGAAUACAACCAGGCUAUGAAUCGGAUGCCUUCAGACCGGCUGUCCAUGUCCCCACACCUCCCGAUAGCGGUCUGGCCAAAAGAGCCGUCUUCACCCAACAACCCAGAGAGGUUCCACUCCAUGAGCGAAGCCACCCCCUGCCCGGCGUCACAGCGGUCCGCCCGCCUCCGAGUCGGAAUAGUCCUCCGACACAGCGGCACCAGCAACACCCUGCACGAGGGUCAGGCGAGGGCCAGGCACAGCAGCAAAAGAAGUCGACCGUUGCGCCGAAUUUGCGAAUCCCAGAGUCGAUUUGCACUCCCCAGGAGUCGCUCCCUCAAUUGGCGGCCGAGAUUACAUGUCUAUUUUGGUUUGAGAACUCGUCAACACUCAAGCAGGUCUUGAACUCGGCGUCGCCCUACCCGACCCAACCCCUCGUCCCCGAUGCCAUCCCAAAAACCGCGUUCAGGAAAUGGGUGGGAACGAUAUUGUCCACGACGCAGGUGGCUCAGAAUGUCAUCAUCUUGGCCCUGUUGUUCAUUUGGAGGCUCAAGAAGGCGAACCCGACGGUAAAGGGCAUGCCCGGAAGCGAAUACCGCCUUCUCACUGUGGCUUUGAUGCUGGGAAACAAGUUUCUUGAUGAUAAUACGUAUACGAACAAGACUUGGGCCGAAGUGUCCGGUAUCCUAGUUCAGGAGGUGCACCUCAUGGAAGUCGAAUUCCUCAGCAACAUGCGCUACAGCCUGUUCACCUCGAAGGAGCAGUGGGAUGAAUGGCAUGUCCUCCUCGGAAAGUUUGGCACCUUCUACGACCGAGCCUCCAAGGUGCCCCCACCCACUGCCAUCAGCCCCAUUGGAACGACAACGCCAUUGCUUCUGACUCCUUCACAACAAUAUGUUCCGUCACCUCCCACGCAGCAAAAAAUGCCACCGUAUUCCAUGUCCUACUCGCCAUCCCGCUCCCAGAACGCCUAUGGAAACUACCGGCCCUCCCUCUCGUCCCAGCCCACCCCCACGGUUGCCUCCCCAAUCAAUUCAAUCCUGCCUGAGCCAUCGCAUCCAGGUCCACUUCCCGUCCGCAAGCGGAGCUCGGACAACAACAUCGAACCUCCAGCCAAGAGAGUCGCCCAUGGCUUUGCACCGGUCCCCUACAGCAACGCACCGCUGAUCUCAUCCCUGCAGGUACCCCCGCACAAACCGGUCCAGCAACCUCGUGGAGACCGCCUCCCUUCCCUCCCCAGCCUGUCAAUUCCCAGUUUGCAGCAGAAUCCUCCUGUCCAAGUGCACCAGUGGCAGGAACUCUCGCUGCCCGCUCCGGGAAGCCGGUCCAUGGCCAUGGUCUACCCACCUGCAAUGCAGUGGAAGCAGCCGUUUGUUACUCCGACCUCUGCGGCCGCAUCGUCGAACGGAACCAAUGUCUCCUCUUCCUAUACAACCCCUCCAACCUCGGUUGCGCCCGAUAGGCCCUGUCUUUCGUGCAAGACGUCUCACAACCUGAGCCCUACGUUCCGUCAAGUCAGCCCCUACGUCAUGUCCGCUGGCUCCUCGCCCAUGAGUGCCUCGUUUUCGAGCCAAAGGCAGUUAUCGCCCUCUUUCUUCCUCGGCCAGCGGCAAUCCCCUUACCGGCCAGUCCGCGGGGUGCAGACGUUGCUGGUUCCGCCGCCGUCGACGGCCAUGCGUCCCGCAAGCGGUAUAGGUUACGAGCAGAUGCAAUACCAGCCCCUCGGCCGGCCCUUGACGGAACGUCGAGUCGGACCUCUACCCUACUUUGAUGAGCGACCGUGGGACUACAACUCGAUGCGUCUUCCUCAACCACGCACUUGAGCUGUUCCCGUGUUUCUGUUACACUUGUACAACACUAGCAUUGGCGGUGGGUACACCCUGCCUCUCCGGCCCUUUCUUUUCCUUUGACAUGUUUUUUUACCCUCAUGCUGCUUCCGUUUAAGCGUGCAUUGCAUUGGGUGGGGUUUUGUUCAUGCUGG
Messenger RNA from Westerdykella ornata, 2057 nucleotides. RefSeq lists its product as uncharacterized. The transcript is spliced from 3 exons. The record is from RefSeq and is a predicted model, not a curated record. Gene Ontology annotation, molecular function: protein kinase binding; cyclin-dependent protein serine/threonine kinase regulator activity. NCBI's taxonomy places the organism in Eukaryota, Fungi, Ascomycota, Dothideomycetes, Pleosporales, Sporormiaceae. Gene Ontology annotation, cellular component: cyclin-dependent protein kinase holoenzyme complex; nucleus. The coding region runs from base 1 to 1899 and encodes 632 amino acids. Gene Ontology annotation, biological process: regulation of cyclin-dependent protein serine/threonine kinase activity.